AUGGCCGACGGAGCGCCAUCGCACCUCCUCAGCCUCCCCCCGGAGAUCCGCGAGCAAAUCUACUCCAUCAUUUUCCACCCCGACAGCAACCGGCUCUCGCGCCGCGACGAAUACACCGACUACGACUACCGGGCAGCGCUGGUACUUUUCCGCCUCAACCAGCAGAUCUACUACGAGUCGCGCAAAGUAUUCCGCGACCUGAACGUAUUCGUGCGCAUCGAGACACCAUGGGCCGAAGCAGCCGAACACACCGCCAUCGUCGGCCACGUCCCCAUCGUGAUGCAAGCGCAGCGCGCAACACAAUUCCCGCACGCAAGCCUCGACAUCUCGGUUGAGGCGCCGUCGAUCUCCCUGCACCGCGAGGGCGAGGGCCGCACGCACCGGUUCGUGAUCCUGCUCGACGACCUCGAGGCCUUCACACAGUCGUGGUUCUACUCGAGCCUCUCGAACCCGGGCCUGAACCAGUUCCUCUCGACGAAGCUCCACCUGCGCGACCCGUACACGCCCGACUGGGAGGAGAAGCACAUCCCGCGGCAGGUGCAGCGGCGCAUGCUGGCGCCCUUCGGCGCCAUCAAGGGCUCGCGCGCCUUCACGGUGACGGGCGACCCGGCGCCGCAGCCGUCCCUCGUCGCCGCCAUAGAGGCCGAGCAGCGGAUCCCGGUCGGCAGCCCGGAGAGCGCGCUCGUCGAGGCCACGCGGCUCAAGGCCGAGGGCAACGCCCUGCUCACAUCCGCGGGCUGCGACGCAUCAUCCGUCCGCGCCGCGCUGGCGCUGUACCGCCGCUCCUGGGAGGCCAUGUACAUCGUCGUCAAGGGCCGCCAGCGGCACGUGCACGCCGAGGCCUUCUUCGCGCGCGAGCUGCGCGAGCCGCCGUACGAAGGCAAGAACGGCCAGGUCGAGCGGCUGGCGCUGCGCAUCCAGCUCGUCGCCAACACGUGCCUCGCGUACCUGAAGCUGCGCGACUGGGACGAGCUGCGCUUCUGGGGCAUGCGGACCAUCGCGCUGAUGCGCCAGGCCACGGGCGCGAACGACGAGGACGAUUCUGUAACGCCCGAGGACGAGGCGCUGUUGAGUUUUCCCAGCGCGGUGCAGGUCGGGAAGAUCUAUUAUCGGACGGCGGUGGCGUGGAGGGAGCUGGGGGAUCGGGCGCAGGCGAGGAGGCUGUUGAGGGUUGCGGCUGUUUAUUUGCCGCAUGAUAAUAUUGUUAAGACUGAGUUGGCGGCUUGUGCGUUGCAGAUUGGCUGA
Messenger RNA from Anthostomella pinea, 1245 nucleotides. The record is from the annotation of a GenBank genome assembly. NCBI's taxonomy places the organism in Eukaryota, Fungi, Ascomycota, Sordariomycetes, Xylariales, Xylariaceae.